Messenger RNA from Carya illinoinensis, 552 nucleotides. RefSeq lists its product as uncharacterized. The transcript has a single exon. The coding region runs from base 1 to 552 and encodes 183 amino acids. The record is from RefSeq and is a predicted model, not a curated record. Lineage: Eukaryota; Viridiplantae; Streptophyta; Magnoliopsida; Fagales; Juglandaceae.
AUGUCCCCAAUAGGGGAAAUUCACACUAUCGCAAGAGGCUUCGUUAGCAAAGGGGUAACUUCAUCCAAAAGGAAAGCACAUGUAAGGGAGGCUCGAUAUCGAGAAGUCUACUCAGCCUUCUACUGCCCCACUAAGUACAGGAGGGGCAAACCUGCUCCCAUAAUCUCCUUCGGAGAAGUUGACGAGGAUGGAGUCCUUUAUCCACACGACGAUGCAUUGGUGGUGACCAUGCAGAUCGCCAACUUCAUAAUAAGGAGGAUUCUUAUCGACAACAUCAGUUCGGCGGACAUUUUAUUAUGGGAAGCAUUUACCCUUAUGGGAAUAGACGCAGCCCGGCUCCUACCGGCCCCAAUGCCACUUAAAGGCUUCUUCGAAGAGACAGUCCAACCAAAGGGGACAGUAGGCAGUGCUCCUUGCACUGCCCCUGUCAUGGUCUACUUCUUGGUGGUAAGAGCCCAUUCCUUAUAUAAUGCCAUCAUUGGUUGGCCAACCCUCAACAAGUUGAAGGUGAUCACAUCCACUUACCAUCUGAAGUCUUUUUUAGGAAUUUAG